This is a messenger RNA of Colletotrichum scovillei, 2620 nucleotides long. Its product is annotated as DNA replication licensing factor MCM7. Bases 182 to 2620 code for a protein of 812 amino acids. The record is from RefSeq and is a predicted model, not a curated record. Gene Ontology annotation, molecular function: ATP hydrolysis activity; single-stranded DNA binding; ATP binding. The transcript has 5 exons. NCBI's taxonomy places the organism in Eukaryota, Fungi, Ascomycota, Sordariomycetes, Glomerellales, Glomerellaceae. Gene Ontology annotation, cellular component: MCM complex; nucleus. Gene Ontology annotation, biological process: DNA strand elongation involved in DNA replication; DNA replication initiation; DNA replication.
CGGCGCCAAAUAAUCUUCAAUCCGAUAGCAGCAGAACCACAAACUCCAUACUCCCCGCGGUUGUCGCAGAGACCAAAGUAAAGCAACCUCAUCGCCGCAUCGCUGCUGUCGAACACACGAUUCGUAACCCAAGACUGAAGGAAGUCAACCACACAGCCGAGAUCGCACAGAUUCUGUCAAGAUGGCGCUCCGUCAGUUCAAGGCGCCAGUAGCGUACGAAGCGCAGCAGAAUGCACUUGAAUCCUUCCUCACAGACUUCAAGGCAUCCCCCGAGCAAACGAUUUCACAUGCCCUUGGAAACAUCACGAUAGACGAGGAUGACUUUAGCGACGAUGAGGUGAUGGAGGAUGAUGAGACACGCGGCACCCGUCGCCAGGCUAGGAGUCCGCCCGGCCCCAAAUACAAGGUCAUGAUGCAGAAGCUGGCAGACCGCAAGAUUGAUGAGGUCUUGAUUGACCUGGACGACUUGGCGAGUUUCGAAUCAUCUCUCGGUCAUGAACUUCAGCUUGUCCAUUCUAUCGAAAUUAACACCAAGCACUACGUCGAGCUCAUGUCAAGAGCGGUCGACAAGCUCAUGCCUCAACCCAGCGAAGAUGUCACUUUUAAGGAUGAUGUGCUAGAUGUUCUCAUGGAGCGGAGAAAACAGAGAAACGAUAUCCUUCAAAGGCAGGCUACUGAGCCUGUCGAUGGCCAGCUGCCCGACCCCAGCAUUGCUGAGGACAAGUUCCCCGCCGAGCUCACGCGCCGGUAUACCCUCGUCUUCAAGCCCCGAUCCGAGACUCCCUCCCACCCCGCCAAGGCGCUCGCCGUGCGAGAGGUCAAGGGCGAGCAAUUGGGUCAUCUCAUCACCAUCCGAGCCAUUGCCACCCGAGUUUCCGACGUCAAGCCUAUUGUACAAGUCAGCGCAUACACUUGCGAUCGCUGCGGUUGCGAAAUCUUCCAGCCCGUCAACGACAAGUCAUACGGCCCCCUGACCGUAUGCCCGUCCGAGGACUGCAAGACGAACCAAGCCAAGGGUCAACUGCACCCUUCUUCAAGAGCCUCAAAGUUCUUGCCCUUCCAGGAGGUCAAGGUCCAGGAGCUGGCUGAGCAGGUGCCCAUUGGCCAGAUCCCUAGAACUCUGACCGUAUUGUGCUACGGCACCUCCGUUCGUAAGGUGAACCCCGGUGACGUUGUCGACAUCUCAGGCAUCUUCCUCCCCACACCCUACACCGGCUUCAAGGCGAUGAAAGCCGGCCUCUUGACCGAUACUUACGUGGAGGCACACCACAUCGUUCAGCACAAGAAGGCCUACUCUGAGAUGAUUGUCGACCCCGCUCUGGUUCGUCGCAUCGACCAGUACAGACAGUCCGGCCAAGUCUACGAGCUCCUCGCCAAGUCCAUCGCCCCCGAGAUUUUCGGUCACCUCGAUGUCAAGAAGGCUCUUCUUCUCCUACUCAUUGGCGGUGUCACAAAGGAGGUCAAGGAUGGCAUGAAGAUUCGUGGUGACCUGAACAUUUGCCUCAUGGGUGACCCUGGUGUGGCCAAGUCGCAAUUGCUCAAGUACAUCUCAAAGGUCGCGCCUCGUGGUGUCUACACCUCCGGCCGUGGUUCAAGUGGUGUCGGUCUGACGGCCGCCGUCAUGCGAGACCCUGUCACUGAUGAGAUGGUCCUUGAAGGCGGUGCCCUCGUCCUUGCCGACAACGGUAUCUGCUGUAUCGAUGAAUUCGAUAAGAUGGACGACAAUGACCGCACCGCCAUCCACGAGGUCAUGGAACAGCAGACCAUCUCUAUCUCCAAGGCCGGCAUCUCCACCACCCUUAACGCCCGCACCUCUAUCCUCGCCGCCGCUAACCCCAUCUACGGCCGCUACAACCCCCGCAUCUCCCCCGUCGAAAACAUCAACCUUCCCGCCGCUCUUCUGUCUCGUUUCGACAUAAUCUUCCUCCUCCUCGACUCACCGACCCGCGAAUCCGAUGCCCAGCUCGCCAAGCACGUCACCUACGUCCACAUGCACCAGCGCCACCCAGAUAUCGGCACCGACUCAGUCGUCUUCUCCCCCCACGAGGUCCGCUCCUACGUCGCUCAGGCCCGCACAUACCGCCCUGUCGUCCCCGCCUCCGUCUCCGAGUACAUUGGCAAGACGUACGUCCGCAUGCGUGGCCAGCAAAAGCGCGCCGAGAAGAAGGGCGAGCAAUUCACCCACACCACCCCUCGUACCCUCCUCGGUGUCGUCCGUCUCGCGCAGGCCCUCGCCCGUCUGCGCUUCAGCAACGAGGUCACCCACGACGACGUCGACGAAGCCCUGCGCCUCGUCGAGGCCUCCAAGGAGAGUCUCGCGGCCGAGCAGGCCGCCAACGGACGCCAGCGCCUCAACGCCAGCAGCAGGAUCUACAACCUCGUCAAGACCCUCGCCGACAGCGGCGCCUGCCGCGCCGACGACGCCGAGGACGACGAUGAGGAGCUCGGUGUCGAGCUCAGUCUUCGCAAGGUGAAGGAGCGUGUCAUUGCAAAGGGCUUCACUGAGGACCAGUGGCUUGCGGCUCUGGAGGAGUACAACGAGCUUGAUGUCUGGCAAACGGCUGGAAACGGUACGAGGCUGGUCUUCAUCACCUCCAACGGCGCAGAGAGGGACGAAUGA